UUUCCAAAACCAGAAGCAUUGAACAAAAAAUGGCGGGAAAUCUCGGAAGAUCGGAGAGAAUCGACAUCAUGAGGAAAAUCAGAGAGCUAACAAGAUCUAUGAUCGUUGAACUGAGUAAUGGAAGCUCCAAGAUGAUCGCUAUCGAUCGGUUUAAAAAUUACUGCAUUAAUUCCAUUGAAAACUGUUGCUGCAGGUUCAAUUUAUCUGAAGGGAAGGAGAUUCUAACGCUUCAAAGGGAAAGCCAUGUCCGUAGACUAGAUGUCUUGCUUAGAGUUCUACUCAUUAUUCAGCAGCUUCUGCGAGAAAAUAGACAUAGCUCAAAGAGAGAUAUAUAUUAUAUGCAUCCCUCUGUCUUUACAGAUCAGUCUGUUGUUGACCGGGCAAUCAACGACAUCUGCAUUCUUUUGCAAUGUAGCCGGCAUAAUCUAAAUGUGGUUUCUGUUGGUAAUGGGUUGGUGAUGGGUUGGUUGAGGUUCGCAGAAGCUGGUAGGAGAUCUGAUUGCAUAAAGAAGCCUAACAGUGCCCACUCCAUUCCUGUUCAAGUUGAAGAAGUCACAGAUAUUGCUAGUCCUGCGAAUUACAUACUCGUUGUUGAGAAAGAAUCAGUUUUUCAGCGUCUAGCAAAUGACCAUUUCUGCAGCAGAAACCGGUGCAUUGUAAUCUCGGGACGUGGAUAUCCAGAUGUUCCUACUAGAAGGUUUCUGCGGCUUCUCGUUGAUGUCUUGGCAUUGCCUGCAUUUUGUUUGGUAGAUUGUGAUCCAUAUGGGUUUGACAUUCUGACAACAUAUCGAUUCGGUUCUAUGCAAAUGGCCUACGAUGCGAAGUAUCUCAGAAUCCCACAACUACACUGGCUUGGAGCUUUUGCUUCAGAUUCUGACACAUACAAUCUACCACAACAAUGUCUCAUCCCAUUAACUUUGGAAGACAAGAGGAGAACUGAAGCCCUGUUACUAAGAUGUUACUUGCGGAGGGAGGUACCACAUUGGAGGUUGGAAUUGGAGUCAAUGCUGCAAAGGGGUGUAAAAUUUGAGAUAGAAGCACUGUCUGUACACAAUAUUUCCUUUUUGUCAGAGGAGUAUUUACCAUCCAAAAUAGAAAGUGAACUAACAAAGGGUAAAUAAAUUCUAGGUGAUUGCUCAACCUAUACAAGCUAUUAACAUUAGAAGCUUUACCCAGUGUAGUAGUUACCCACAUCAUGGAUCUUUCAAACAAAUGGGUUUGGUUGUUGGUUUAAGCCAAGAUUGACUCAUCUUUUAAGUUUUUUCUUUUACUUCAAUACGUAGGUUUCACGGUCCAAAUAUAUAUUUGAGUUAGGCCUAGGACU
Cucurbita maxima (winter squash) is the source of this 1324-nucleotide messenger RNA. Its product is annotated as meiotic recombination protein SPO11-1. The coding region runs from base 30 to 1121 and encodes 363 amino acids. Lineage: Eukaryota; Viridiplantae; Streptophyta; Magnoliopsida; Cucurbitales; Cucurbitaceae. The transcript is spliced from 15 exons. Gene Ontology annotation, cellular component: nuclear chromosome. The record is from RefSeq and is a predicted model, not a curated record. Gene Ontology annotation, molecular function: ATP binding; DNA topoisomerase type II (double strand cut, ATP-hydrolyzing) activity; DNA binding. Gene Ontology annotation, biological process: reciprocal meiotic recombination; meiotic DNA double-strand break formation; meiotic DNA double-strand break processing.